UAAUUCCACUUUUUCCGUUUGAUGCGACCUUGCUAGCGAUGUGAGAGAACAUGAUAUAUACGCUUCAACCUUCUUAGGUCACCCUCUGGCCCGUCUUCAAGCCCUCUAAGCACAUUCAAAAGACACCGUAUUGGUUGCCUUCCUCAUGGAAACCUCCUUUCGGCUAGAUCCCACAGGCGAAGAAGCCCGGGACAUGCUCGCGACCACCCAGCACAUUGACAGAGAGAUCCAAGAAGCCCGACGUCUGCGCGACAUCAAGGAUGCACUGUUAGAACCGGAGGAGCGGAUUUGGGUUGAUUAUACGGUCACGGAUGUGGAAGACGCCCUCAAGUCGGUGGUUCGGCUGCUGGAGCCUUGCCGGGUUGGGCUCGAGACUGGGGCUGGAAAAAGCACGCUUAGUGUGGGAAAGCGUUUGCUUUGGGCCUUGAAGGAUGCGCAGCGAGUGCGAGCACAUCACUCACGCCUGGUUGUCUGCCACCAGAGCCUCGUCACUGUUAUCACCUUCCUCCAUAGCCGUGAGGCCACAAUCGACCGUGUUUCCGACAAGGCUGUCCUCAGGGAUCAGCAGGUCAUGCAUGACGCAAAACGCCACACUCCCAGACUCUCCAGUACUGAGCUAAGUCAGAUGCUAUCCUGGAGGCAGAGUAAGCAAAAGUUCCACCACGAUGUGAAAGAAAAUGGGGAGGCGGCGGAGUUAGAAUGACGGUGCAAGGAUGGCAGAUGGGAAGAGCGCAUUACCAUUUCAGCCAGAGAGUGGGAAUGAAAAUCUCAUUGAACUGGACUGGUCUAUGCUGUUUUGUUUGUGUGCCCAUGACUCUCCUCCCACGGGUUUGCUCGGUGAAAUAAUGGU
Messenger RNA from Aspergillus sclerotioniger CBS 115572, 850 nucleotides. RefSeq lists its product as uncharacterized. Bases 146 to 703 code for a protein of 185 amino acids. The transcript has a single exon. The record is from RefSeq and is a predicted model, not a curated record. Lineage: Eukaryota; Fungi; Ascomycota; Eurotiomycetes; Eurotiales; Aspergillaceae.